CAGGAUACAAGGUACAGACUGAACAACCAUUCGGAAGGCAGGGAAGUGUAUGUGGGUUUGUUUGUUUGAGGCUUGAAGUGAACCCUCAGGGUUGAACCAUUGGCAGAGAACAAUGAGGGUGCUGAUUGCUGCCAGCGCUGUGCGGGCGCAGCUGUGUGCUGCUGCAAAAAAGCUCAAUGUAUCAGUGAAGAUCCAUUUCUCGACUGAACCAAGAAUAGAAUGCAUCGCUCCGCUAUUCCAGACCGCGAACGAAACAACCCAGCCCAUACCUACCAAAACUACAGGGAUUAUCCCAGAAUGGAUCAAUGGCAGCCUACUGCGAAAUGGACCUGGCAAGUUUGAAUUUGGAAAUGACACGUACAGUCAUUGGUUUGAUGGCAUGGCUCUGAUGCACAAGUUCAAAAUUCAGAAUGGCUCUGUCACAUACCUGAGCAGGUUCCUUGAAAGCGAUUCUUAUAAGCAAAACAAGAGUGCGAAUCGGAUUGUGAUCUCAGAGUUUGGCACGUUGGCUAUGCCAGACCCCUGCAAGUCUGGAUUCGAUCGCUUCAAGGCUAAAUUCACACUAGAAUCUACUGACAAUUGCAGUGUUAAUUUUGUGCAGUACAAAGGAGAUUAUUAUGUCAGCACUGAGACAAAUUUUAUGCGUAAAGUGGAUCCAGAACAACUGAACACUCUGGAAAAGGUUGACUGGAGUAAAUUUACUGCGGUUAAUGGUGCGACAGCCCAUCCUCAUUAUGAUCCAGAUGGAACUGCAUACAACAUGGGGAAUUCUUAUGGGAAGCAAGGAACUUGUUAUAACAUCAUAAAAAUCCCAGUACAGAGGUCAGGCUCUGAAGAGACUUUGGAAGGGACCCAAAUUAUAUGCUCAAUUGAACCACAAGAAAAGAUGAAACCAUCUUACUACCACAGUUUCGGGAUGACAGAGAACUAUGUAGUGUUUAUAGAGCUACCUUUGAAGCUGAACAUUCUGAAAAUACUGACUAGCCAGAUCCGAGGAAAAUCCUUUGCAAGUUCCAUGAGCUGGGAGCCACAACACAAUACUGUGUUCCAUGUGGUGAAUAAACACACAGGAGAGCCACAUAGCACACAUUUCUGUGCACCCCCGUUAAUGUCCUUCCAUCAGAUCAAUUCCUAUGAGGAUCAGGGCUGCAUUGUACUCGACAUGUGCUGCCAAGAUGAUGGCUCGGCUGUAGGGUCAUUCAUGUUGGAAAACCUUCGCAAAUCUGGGCAAGCGUUGCAAGAGGUCUACGAUAAGAUCAGCCAUGCUUACCCACGCAGAUUUGUUCUCCCUCUUGACCUGGAUUUCAGAACUAAACAGGGCACGGAUAUACGUCCUUUAAGUUACUCAGCUGCCACUGCUACCAAACUGUCUGAUGGAAAAGUAUGGUGUACCCAUGAGAACUUGCAUGACCAGACACUGGAUCUGUGCGGUCUUGAAUUUCCACAAAUAAAUUACUCUAAAUACAAUACCAAGAAGUACCGCUUUUUCUAUGGUUGUGGAUUCCAACAUAUGGUUGGGGAUUCAUUGGUUAAAAUAGAUACAGAGACAAAGAAAUCAAAGAUUUGGAAGGAAGAUGGAUUUUAUCCUUCAGAACCCAUAUUUGUGCCUUAUCCAGAAUCAGUUGAAGAAGAUGAUGGGGUACUUCUCUCUGCGGUGCUCACACCUCAUCAGGACAAAAGCACAUUCCUUCUUAUCUUGGAUGCCAAAGAUUUUACUGAAAUAGGCAGGGCUGAAGUUCCUGUACGCAUUCCUUAUGGAUUUCAUGGUAUUUUUGUACCUGAAGGUAGAGGAAAUGAACACCAGAUCUGAUUCUCUGAUUCUCCGAAACGUCCUUUGUAAUAAACGUCUACGGACAUUUACUAAAAAAAAUAUUAUUAAUUAAUUUCCGAUAAUAAAUAGCAUAUUGGGACUAAA
This is a messenger RNA of Pelobates fuscus (common spadefoot toad), 1915 nucleotides long. RefSeq names its product carotenoid-cleaving dioxygenase, mitochondrial-like. NCBI's taxonomy places the organism in Eukaryota, Metazoa, Chordata, Amphibia, Anura, Pelobatidae. The transcript is spliced from 12 exons. Bases 113 to 1810 code for a protein of 565 amino acids. Gene Ontology annotation, cellular component: mitochondrion. Gene Ontology annotation, molecular function: beta-carotene 15,15'-dioxygenase activity; carotenoid dioxygenase activity. The record is from RefSeq and is a predicted model, not a curated record. Gene Ontology annotation, biological process: retinal metabolic process; carotene catabolic process.